AUGUGGGAGUCUCGUCCUGACCUCAGUGUGAAAGCUGCAGUGUGUUUGUGCUCUCGGCCUUUUGGACCGAACUGCAUCGCUCUCAGGCUGUAUGGAGGAGGAACAGUGCAGCCGCCAUUGGUGGUGGAGGGGGGUUUCCUGAGAGUCGAUGUGACAGACAUGAAGAACCUGGACCAGUAUGGACCGAACCACAAGGAGAGUCUGGUGUGUGCAGCCCUGUCCGGUCUGGUGCUGGUUCUCCUGGUUCUGCUGGGCUCGGUCCACAGCUGCCCCGGUGUCUGCACCUGCUAUGCUAACACCACCGACUGCUCCGCCGCCGGCCUCCUGUCUCUGACGACCGUCCUGGCGCUGGACCGGGACUCUCUGAUCCUCCGCCUCCCCCAGAACAACCUCUCCUCCCUGGGUUCGACCGAGCUGACGAACCUCAGUGGCCUGGAACUCCUGGACCUCUCCCAGAACCACUUCUCCGCCCUGCAGCCCGGGGCGUUCUCCGACAUAAGCGGCCUGCGAUUCCUCAAUCUUUCUUCUAACUACCUCGGGGUCCGCUCGUUGCCCUCCGACCCCAACAACAGCACCUAUGUCCUCCAGGGUUUGAAUGGGAGUCAAGGGGGCGCCGGACUGAGCAAGGAUGUGUUCAGGGGGCUUUGGAGGCUGCGAGGCCUCGACUUGUCCGCCAAUGGCCUCCAGUGGCUGCCCAAAGGUCUGCUGGACGGGCUCCAGAGACUCGACUGGCUCUCCUUGGCCAGUAAUCGUCUGGCGGCCCUGGACCGGGUCACCUUCGAGCCGCUGAUGGGGCUACAGGAGCUCCGGCUGGCGGGGAACCCCUGGGAGUGUGACUGCAAGCUGAGAGAGUUCAAGCACUGGAUAGAGUGGCUGAUUUACAGGGAUGGCCAGGUGGAUGCGAUGCAGUGCAGCUUCCCGGGGGAUUUGAAGGGCCGGGACAUCCGCAGCGUCCCGGCAGAGAUGUUCAGCCACUGCCUGCAGAGCACCGCCAAAGAGGGCGCUCCGGGCUACACCACAAGGCCCCCCUGCCCGCCGGGUCGCAUCAGCAGCAACGACGAAUGUGUCCGCCAGCGCUACCGGCCCGUCAGCGUCCGGCGAGCCCACGGCACGCAGAUCGUCGCGGGCGUGAUCUGCGGCACGGUGUGCGUCAUGAUGGUGGUGGCGGCGACUUACGGCUGCGUCUACGCCUCGCUGAUGGCGCGCUACCAGAGAGAGAUGAAGAGCCGAGGGCAGCCUCUGAUGGCCGAGUGCGGCGCCGACACGGACCUGGAGGACGGGCAGAUGUCUUCCCCGGAGGACACGCCACCCAAAGAGGCCAUCGUGCACGGGUAUCGGAUCAGCAGCUUCUGACACACCGCUUUUGUCUGAUUUUAUUGAUUCUUCCAGGACACUCGACAGCGUCUGGAGGCGGAAACUGACUGGAAACAUCAGCUAAUAUUUCAACUUCACUAAGCAGGCAUAAGCUAAAGAUCACGCUGUGUAAAAACCCAGUAGAAAAUUCAGCUUUCCCAUUUUUGGCCCACUUUGGACAAAUUCAGUUGCCAACAAGCAUUUUUGCACCUUUCCCCGUUGUUUUGGCCAUACUAACACCAAUAAAUCAGACAAGCUAUUAUACUGGCAGUGUAGGACUCAAUUGCAUGGACCUGGAGGAUAGGCAGUUCUUCUACAGAGGCCAUUGUGCAUGGGCUAUCAAAUCACCGACCCGCUGCUUUUGUAAGAUUUUCAGAUUCUUCUAAGACACUAAACGCUGCAGCUCUGAUGUCUAAACUUCCCACCUAUCCCUAAGAGAGCCAGCCACCCUCCAGAGGAAGCCCAUUUCAGCCUCUUGUAUUCACCGUCUUCUGCUUCACUUAGCAGGCAGAAGCUAAAUAUUACACCGUGUAAAAACCCAGUAACUUUGGACAGAUUCCUUUAGUCUCCGGGCUGCAGCUUUUAAACUCCUGCAAGCUGCUGAUGCACUUCUGCACCUUGACUUCCCUUCAUAUUGUUUCUCCUUCAGUGACUAUAACAAAGCAUUUGUACUGCUGUCUUAACCAUAUUAACACCAAUGAAUCAGCCAGGCUUAUUACUUCUACUGGCAGUGUAUGAGCUGAUUGCACGGACCUGGAGGACAGGCAGAUGUCUCCUCCGAAAGACAUGCAUCGUGCACAGGUAUCGAUUCUGGCGCCGCUGCUUUUGUCUGAUUCCUGAUUCUUCCAGGAAACGUCUAUCGUGUUUCCGACCCAGUGGAGCUUUAACCACGGCCACAUGACGAAAGCGUCGACCCAGCGUCAGUCUUUGUUCCUCUCUAACUCUGUCAGAGGAUAAGAAAUACUCCUCUGGGCGCUGGAACCUUUUUCACUUGCACAACCCAUAUCGUUUCUCCAAGCUAGAGUAGACGGCGUUAAUACCAUCGUCCUCUUUCUACGCCCAUGGCGCAGUCACGAAGAGCUAUGUUAAAGCAGAAGUGGGCGUGGUAAAAUCUAAACUGGGUUGGUGAAACGAUCGCAGGACUCUCUGACGUCUGGAGGGGGAAGCCCUGCAGCUCUGAGCUGAAAGGAGAGUGGCUAAUGGAGCGGACUGUAUGGAGAGAAUGCCGCAGCACUUCCUUUAAUGUAUGGAUGCUCUGUGAAUUGUUAUUCCCCGCGCUGCAGCUUUUAAACUCCUCUGAAGCUGCUGAUGCACUCCUGCACCUUGCCUUCGCUUCAUCUGUGUUUCGCUUUCGGACACAUCCUGAAAAAACCUCCUCUUAGUUUUGAGCCAAAAAAAAAAAGUCUUUGAAUCUGUGAAAUGUGACUUUUCUUCUGUUUGUUUUUGCACAAAUUAUCUUGUUUUCUUCACUUAUUUUAUGUUAUAUGUUACAUCCCCACUGUUAGAUGGACACCCAGUUGAAUUCCCUUCAGAUAUCAGACACUUUAACCGUGUUAGAGGCCUGCUGCUUCAUCACCACUGAGGUAAACUACAUUAGAGCUGCACUGCCACCUGCAGGGCAAGCUUUGAAUUACAACACCUUAAAUCCAGCACAAACGAACAUUUAUGAAGACAAUUAUUCCCAACAUUACAGAGUCUGAGGUACUGACAGAGAGUGUGAUCUAAUAUCCAGAUGUUUUCAAGUAUUUUGUCCAUUUCUUUUCUGUGAUAAGUACAUAAAACAAACUCAA
Messenger RNA from Eleginops maclovinus (Patagonian blennie), 3143 nucleotides. Its product is annotated as leucine-rich repeat and transmembrane domain-containing protein 2-like. Gene Ontology annotation, molecular function: protein binding. Gene Ontology annotation, cellular component: extracellular matrix. The record is from RefSeq and is a predicted model, not a curated record. NCBI's taxonomy places the organism in Eukaryota, Metazoa, Chordata, Actinopteri, Perciformes, Eleginopidae.